AGAUCUCCCCAUCCCCUCUCUCCCAACCAAGGAAGGCAGGCAUCAUUCAUCACCCAAGGCAGGCAGGAAGGCGUUGAAGGUGAGUGAGUGAGCAUCGAUGGCCGAGCUUGCGGUAGAGAAGUACGUGGCCGAGUGCAUCGGCACCUUCUUCCUCGUACUCACGAUCGGGUGCUGCGUCAUCAACGGUAAGUAAGGAGGCUUUGGGGGGGUAUCAUAACAGCAGGGCUCACACACCGACAGCAAUCUCUGUGUGAUGGCGCAUUUGUUCGUGUAGGUGUGCCGUUCGCUCCCCUUGCCAUCGGGGGCAUCCUGAUGGUCAUGAUCUUCGCUAUGGGCUCGGUGUCAGGUGAGCGAAUGACGGCACACACAGACACGCAGGCAAAGAUCUAUCCACCUACACGGCCCAUCCAUCCAUCCAUCCAUCCAUCGUCUGUUCUCCCCUUGGUUGCCACACUAUCUAUGCAGGCGCUCACUUCAACCCCGCUGUGACGACUUCUGUUCUAAUCAGUGGCCGACAGAAGAUCACGCCCCAAGACGCCUGCCUCUACAUGCUGGCACAGCUGGUACACACACAUCUCGCAUCUGGCAGACAUACAACGCACAAGGCCUUGAGAGUGGGUGUAGGUCGGUGCUUGCUUGAUGCCUGUGUUGUGUGUGCAGGUGGGCGGUCUGCUGGCGGGUCUGGUUUACUGGUACCUCACCGGCCUGACCUUCGCACUUGCGCCCGGCAAGACACACAACUGGCUUGAUGCGUCAGUGGCUGAAAUGUAAGACAGACAGACAGACAGACAUGCAGAAUGUGGGGAGGGAGGCAGUGGGGGAGUUGCCGUGACCUGUGCUGUGCUGGGUCCAUCCAUGUACGUGUCAGCCAUUCCUUGGUUCGUUCAGGUUCUUCACGUGCGCCCUGUGCUUCGUCGUGCUCAACACUGCCACUACCAAGGAGGUGCGCUCACGCGACGGAUGGAUGGGGGACGUUUUUGCUUGAUCUGUGCGUGUGUGUCUUUGGCUGGGUGGGUGGGGGUGGCUGGCUGCAGGACUCGCCAAAUCACUACUUCGGCCUCGCAAUCGGGUUCACCGUCAUGGCCUCGGUGACUGACCGCAGUUGAAGAAUGAAUUGUGCUUCUCACUUAUGUGUAUCAAUCAUGUGCGUCGCGUCACACGUGUGAUGCAGGCCUUUGCGAUCGGGAGCAUAUCAGGUGCGUCGCUGAAUCCGGCGGUGUCGUUCGGCAGCCUGAUGGUGCACGGCAUCCGCACGGGCGGUGGAUGGGUCUACUUCCCUCUCUACCUGCUCGUCCCAUUCGUCGGGAGCGCACUCGCCGCUGGUGCGGACGGACACGACGCAUCAACACACUACUGCUAACACGCCGACCGCACUUUCCUUUGUGUGUGCAGGUUUGUUUUACCUGGUGCGGCCGGCCGAGUAUGGGUGGAAGCGAGCAGAGGGCGAUUACAGGCAGAUCCGAUAGACAUCUGAGAUAGAUAGAUAACCAGACACAGAGAGAGAGAGAGAGAUGUAGACAGACAGGCAUAGGCGUUAGUACUAGAUGAUGAUGAUGACAAGCCCAGCCUCAUCGAUGCAUCGAUCGCACUCGCUCGUCAGCUUCCUUCCGAGAGGAAGCGUUUCUUCCCGUCUGUCUGUCUGCCAUCUAUGCCAGGCGGUUUUCGCAGAGAGAGGCUGGCACAGCGACAGAGAGGCAGACAGAGCGGCCUGCCUAUUUUUAGUCAGUCGAUGGAGCACUCGGACGGACAAGGGACAGCGGGUGUGGUGUGGCCUACGUGUGUGUGUGGGCACGGACGUUUUCUACAGUCAGCCAGGCACACAAGAAGGAACCUGAUCGACCCUGUGUGUGUGGUGUGGUGUAUUGUGGUCAGUGAGAGGGAGGGUGAAACGGCGUAAGUAUGUUUGCCAUCGAAAUCGGAACGCUGUUGUGUAGCCGAGCCGCUUCAAGUUGAUCGCGG
Messenger RNA from Vitrella brassicaformis, 1959 nucleotides. The record is from the annotation of a GenBank genome assembly. NCBI's taxonomy places the organism in Eukaryota, Vitrellaceae.